Molecule: messenger RNA, 1853 nt
Organism: Myripristis murdjan (pinecone soldierfish)
Lineage: Eukaryota; Metazoa; Chordata; Actinopteri; Holocentriformes; Holocentridae
Product: tripartite motif-containing protein 16-like
Exons: 1
Coding region: 183-1853 (556 amino acids)
Molecular function (GO): protein binding; zinc ion binding
Source: RefSeq, a predicted model, not a curated record
UCUGACAGUUUAAAGACAAGUGGAAACAACACAGUGUGAAGAACAAGAGCCAACAAGCCCAUUUACAGCAGAUCAGCCAGUGACUGUGAGGAAAAGCUGAUGUUUGCUUUGGAUCGGAGCACAAUUCUUAUCUGUUGAUAGAAAGUGAAACUAUCAGACGUUCACUGUGACUGAGAGGUGAAAUGGCACAGCGAGGAUUUCAGCCGGACUCGGCAAAGUUUUGCUGUUCCAUCUGUCUGGAUCUGCUGAAGGAUCCGGUGACUAUUCCCUGUGGACACAGCUACUGCAUGAGCUGUAUUAAAGACUGCUGGGAUGGAGAGGAGCACAAGGAAAUCUACAGCUGCCCACAGUGCAGACAAACCUUCACACCAAGACCUGUCCUGGUGAAAAACACCAUGUUAGCAGAUAUAGUGGAGGACGUGAGAAAUGCAGGACUCCAAGCUGCUCCUCCUGAUCUCUGCCUUGCUGGACCUGGAGAUGUGGCCUGUGAUGUCUGCUGUGGGAGGAAGCUGAAAGCCCUCAAGUCCUGUCUGGUGUGUCUGGCCUCUUACUGUGAGCACCACCUCCAGCCUCACUAUCAAUCCCCCACCUUUGAAAAACACAAGCUGGUAAACCCAUUCAAGCAGCUUCAGCAGAACAUCUGCUCUAAUCAUGAUGAGGUGAUGAAGAUUUUCUGCCGUACUGAUCAGCAGUGUAUCUGUUAUCUCUGCUCCAUGGAUGAACAUACAGGCCACCACACAGUCUCAGCUGCAGCGGAAUGGAAAGAGAGGCAGAAAGAGCUCGGGGUGAGUCGGCAAAAAAUCCAGCAGAGAAUCCAGGACACAGAGAAAGACGUGAAGGUGCUCCAACAGGAGGUGGAGGAGAUCAAUCGCUCUGCUGAUAAAGCAGUGGAGGACAGUGAGGAGAUCUUCACUGAGCUGAUCACUUUGAUUGAGAAAAGAAGGUCUGAUGUGAAGCAGCAGAUCAGAUCUCAGCAGAAAGAGGAAGUGAGUCGGGCUGAAGAAGUUCAGGAGAAGCUGAAGCAGGAGAUCGCUGAGCUGAGGAGGAAAGACGCUGAGCUGGAGCAGCUCUCACACACAGAGGAUCACAUCCAUUUUCUGCAGAAUUACCCCUCACUCUCAUGUCUCAGUGAAUCUACAGACUCACCCAGCAACAACAUCCGUCCUCUGAGCUUCUUUGAGGAUGUGACUGCAGCUGUGUCAGAGCUGAGAGAGAAACUACAGGACCUUCUUAGUGAAGAAUGGUCCAAGAUCUCACUAACCGUGACUGGAGUGGAUGUUUUACUGUCACAACCAGAGCCCAAGACCAGAGCUGAAUUCUUACAAUAUUCAUGUCACAUCACACUGGAUCCAUACACAGCAAACACAUAUCUGUCAUUAUCUGAGGGGAACAGAAAAGCAACAGUAAUGACAGCAGAAAAGUCAUAUCCCAGUCACCCAGACAGAUUUAUUGAAUUGUGGCAGGUCCUGAGUAGAGAGAGUUUGACUGGACGUUGUUACUGGGAGGUGGAGUGGAAGGGGGCAGUUUAUAUAGCAGUCUCAUAUAAGGAUAUCAGCAGAACAGGGACUGAGAUUGCAUGUAGAUUUGGACACAAUGACAAAUCUUGGGCAUUGUAUUGUUAUAACAAGAACUAUGAAUUUCAACACAACAAUAUCAAAACUGAAAUCCCUCUCCCUGUGUCCUCCAGAGUGGGAGUGUACCUGGAUCACAGAGCAGGUAUUCUGUCCUUCUACAGCGUCUCUGAAACCAUGACUCUCCUCCACAGAGUCCAGACCACAUUCACUCAGCCUCUCUAUGCUGGACUUUGGCUUCGUGGUUGGGAUUUCACUGCUGAGCUGUGUGAACUCAAGUAG